Molecule: messenger RNA, 613 nt
Organism: Nycticebus coucang (slow loris)
Lineage: Eukaryota; Metazoa; Chordata; Mammalia; Primates; Lorisidae
Product: cyclin-dependent kinases regulatory subunit 2
Exons: 1
Coding region: 87-326 (79 amino acids)
Biological process (GO): regulation of mitotic cell cycle
Cellular component (GO): SCF ubiquitin ligase complex; cyclin-dependent protein kinase holoenzyme complex
Molecular function (GO): protein kinase binding; histone binding; cyclin-dependent protein serine/threonine kinase activator activity
Source: RefSeq, a predicted model, not a curated record
UCGUUUCGUUGGCCGGUUACGGACGUGUAGUUCGUUGCCCCCUCUCUUCGCGCUCCCGUUCCUCUGCACCGCUGCGCGCCCGCACGAUGGCCCACAAGCAGAUCUACUACUCCGACAAGUACUUCGACGAGCACUACGAGUACCGGCAUGUCAUGUUACCCAGAGAACUUUCCAAACAAGUACCUAAAACCCAUCUGAUGUCUGAAGAAGAGUGGAGGAGACUCGGCGUCCAACAGAGUCUAGGCUGGGUUCAUUACAUGAUUCAUGAGCCAGAGCCGCAUAUUCUUCUCUUUAGACGACCUCUUCCAAAAGAUCAACAAAAAUGAAGUAUAUCUGGGAUCGUCAAUUGAAUCUUUUUCAAAAUUUAAUGUAUAUGUGUAUAUAAGGUAGUAUUCAGUGAAUACUUGAAAAAUGUACAAAUCAUUCAUCCAUACCUGUGCAUGAGCUGUAUUAUUCACAGCAACAGAGCUCAGUUAAAUGCAACUGCAAGUAGGUUACUGUAGGAUGUUUAAGAUAAAAUUUCUUCUAGUCAGUUUUUCUCUUAAUAUAAGUGCCUGUUUGACUUGUUACUAUUGUUAAAUAAAGUUUGUAUGUUGCAUUUAAAAAAAAAAAA